Messenger RNA from Cavia porcellus (domestic guinea pig), 4807 nucleotides. RefSeq names its product transmembrane channel like 7 (gene Tmc7). Lineage: Eukaryota; Metazoa; Chordata; Mammalia; Rodentia; Caviidae. Bases 68 to 2239 code for a protein of 723 amino acids. The record is from RefSeq and is a predicted model, not a curated record. The transcript is spliced from 16 exons. Gene Ontology annotation, molecular function: mechanosensitive monoatomic ion channel activity. Gene Ontology annotation, cellular component: plasma membrane.
UCCCGGCGGCGGCUGGCGGCGCUGGAGGCGGCGGCGGGGUGCGGAGGGUUCCCGCGGCGCCGGCGCCAUGAGCGAGCCGAGCGGCAGCGCGCCCCCCUCGGGCGGGCCCAGCCUGCGGCCGGUCCUCCUCCAAGAAAACCUCUCUGUGGACUCCAGCUUCUCCUCACCCACUGUGAACUUCCUCCAAGAAUUGCCAAGCUACCGCUCCAUGGCACGAAGGAGGACGACCCUCCUUUCUCGGGACAAGCAAAGUGGUGCACUGCUGAAGCCGACAGACUCUUACAGCUCCCACCUGGAGGGAGAAAUCACUGAAAACCUCAAUAGCCAAUCCAUUCGGAAGUAUGCACUGAACAUUUCUGAGAAGCGGAGACUGAGGGCCAUUCAGGAGACCCAAAUGAAGUAUUUGUCCGAGUGGGACCAGUGGAAGCGGUACAGUAGCAAGUCGUGGAAGAGGUUCUUGGAGAAGGCGCAUGAGAUGACGAGGCACCUGGAGCUGUGGCGGGAGGACAUUCGCAGCAUAGAAGGGAAAUUUGGCACUGGGAUUCAGUCUUAUUUCUCCUUCUUGAGGUUCCUGGUGUUGCUGAAUUCGGUGAUAUUUUUGAUCAUCUUUAUGCUGGUUUUGCUCCCAGUUUUGCUCACUAGAUACAAAAUCACCAAUAGCACCUUUGUGGUCAUUCCAUUGAAAGACAUAGAUAAGCAAUGUACAGUCUAUCCAGGAAGCAGUUCUGGACUCAUCUACUUUUAUAGUUAUAUCAUAGACUUGCUUUCUGGCACUGGCUUCUUGGAGGAGACCUACCUCUUUUAUGGACAUUAUACCAUUUAUGGUAUAAAAUUUAAGAACUUCACCUAUGAUCUGCCUCUGGCUUAUUUGAUAAGCACAAUUUCCUAUCUGGCCCUGAGCCUCCUUUGGAUAGUGAAAAGGUCAGUGGAGGGGUUUAAAGUCAACCUGAUUCGGAGUGAGGAGCACUUCCAGAGUUACUGCAACAAGAUCUUUGCUGGCUGGGACUUCUGCAUCACCAACCGCAGCAUGGCCGACCUGAAGCACAGCAGCUUGCGGUAUGAGCUCCGAGCAGAUCUGGAAGAAGAGAGAAUACGGCAGAAAAUUGCACAGAGGACCUCAGAGGAAACGAUACGCAUUUACUCUUUGAGACUGCUUUUGAACUGCAUUGUUCUGGCUGUUUUGGCUGCGUGCUUUUAUGCAAUCUACUUAGCAACCAUCUUCUCACAGGAACACAUGAAGAAGGAAAUCGGUAAGAUGGUUUUUGGAGAGAACCUGUUGAUACUGUACCUACCAUCCAUUGUGAUCACACUGGCCAAUUUUAUCACCCCAAUCAUCUUUGCCAAGAUCAUCCACUAUGAGGAUUACUCACCAGGCUUUGAGAUCCGACUGACGAUUCUUAGGUGUGUGUUUAUGCGGCUGGCCACUAUCUGUGUGCUGGUAUUCACACUGGGCUCCAAGAUCACAUCCUGUGAUGACACCACAUGUGAACUCUGUGGCUACAACCAGAAACUCUACCCAUGCUGGGAGACCCAGGUUGGGCAAGAAAUGUACAAGCUGAUGAUCUUUGACUUGAUCAUCAUCCUGGCUGUGACACUCUUUGUGGAUUUCCCUAGAAAGCUCCUGGUGACCUACUGCUCCUCCUGGAAGCUGAUCCAGUGUUGGGGGCAGCAGGAGUUUGCCAUCCCGGAUAACGUCCUGGGGAUUGUGUAUGGGCAGACCAUCUGCUGGAUCGGAGCCUUUUUUUCUCCCCUUUUACCUGCAAUUGCAACUGCGAAAUUCAUCAUCAUCUUUUAUGUGAAAGAGUUGAGUCUUCUUUACACCUGCAAGCCUUCCCCAAGGCAGUUCAGAGCGUCCAAUUCUAAUUUCUUCUUCCUGCUGGUGCUGUUGAUUGGGCUGUGCUUGGCAAUUAUUCCUCUGACAGUCAGCAUGUCCAGCAUCCCUUCCUCGAAAGCCUGUGGGCCAUUUACCAACUACAAUACCACCUGGGAGGUUAUCCCCAGCACUGUGACCACCUUCCCCAGCUCGCUGCAGUCUGUAAUUCAUGGCAUCACAUCAGAAGCCUUUGCUGUGCCUUUCUUCAUGAUCAUCUGCCUCAUCAUGUUCUACUUCAUCGCUCUGGCCGGUGCGCACAAGCGGGUGGUUAUGCAGCUCCGAGAGCAGCUGUCUCUGGAAAGUCGUGACAAGCGCUAUCUAAUCCAGAAACUAACAGAAGCACAACAGGAUCUGAGGGACCAAUAGCCUGGGCGUGAGGAUGCUGUGUGUCUGCUUCUCAGUUGGCCUCCUGACUGUUGAGCCCUACAAAAUCUACCUGGCUUCUGAAUGGAAAUUUUAAAAUAUAUUUCUCUGGAGUUUUAAAGAGAUCGACUCCCUGUGCACAGCUGUGGUGGCUGUAUUUGCAUAAACCAGCCCCUACGGAAGACUUUCAGUGACUUGGAAGUGCAGGGUGAAACCCAGGUCUUUACCUGUACACUCAUAACUCAGUGAUGACUCUACCAAAAUAGUAACUCCUCUAGGAGUUUUACAACAAAAUCAGAGACACUUAAUAUAUUUUUAUAAAAAGCUUGUUUUAUGUUGUCUUCCAAAGUUAACCCGAGGUCAUUUGUUGCCAAAACUCCGUUCUUUUCUUUGAAGCUGGUUUUAGGAGUUUAGUCUGAGGAGUUUUCCUGAAAAGCUGUGGCUCUCAAGAAUGACUCUACUGACUUAAAAUGAAACCUGAAUUUUUUAAAUUAAAAGAAUCCUUGAGUCAUAAUGCCUGCAACAGGUGGUAAGAACAUGAAGCAGAUCAUCACAUAAUUUUGGCUACAUGAUAGUAGUCAGGAGAAAAGCCAGUCCCUGCUGUUGAAAAGCUCUCCCUCCGUAUCCUGAUUAACCUUCACAGAGUGGGGGACUGUGGCAAGCUGGCAGCCCUGGCUUUUUGGCAUUCUAGGCAUUUUGUUGUAGCCUUUUUUAUUACUCAGGGGGAAGCUGCCUUUAGUUACCCAUAAACCUUCAGUUUCUGUCUGGUCUGCAAUUGUGAGACUUGACAAAGAACCCUUACCCUUUGAAAUUAAGAGGCAGACAAAGUUUGUAUCUCAGUCUUCCUAAGUUCUGUUUUUUCCCUCCUGCACUGAGAUGUCCAUUUCUGAAGGACACACACACACACAGACAGCAUUUCAGAGCCAGGCUUUGGGGUUGGUUAGUAUUAGAGCUAUGGGUUAUGUGCGUAUGUGUUCUGUGGUAUGGUUUACAGCUCAGCCUUUUCAUUAUACCAGCCUGUGACAUAUACCAAGCUAGACUGGAUGCUGGUUUCUUAAAUACACAUUUCCAUAUUUUAAAGGCUGCUGUUUGUUUUUCUGUGCUUAAAUUUUAAGUGCACAUGCCCUUACUAUGCAAAACAUUACAAAAGCACAAUAUCUAAGAUUUUUGUUAGAGUAAAAAAUAAAUGCAAUAAAUACCUCAUCAUAAGUGUACCUAAAUUUGACAUCAUGAACCAUUGAAGUGAAGCCUGUUAUUAUUUAUUGCCAUCAAUUUUCAUUUUAAUAUCUUUGAAAUCUUUGUCAAUGUAUUUUGUCAAGUUUCCUUCCAUUGUUUUUCUUCCUUUCAUUGGCUCCAAACCUUUUGUUGACUUUUAAGCUUUUGGAAGCUACUGCUAAAAAUAAUUCCCACCCAACCUCUAGUUUCCCUGUUACUCUAAGAUGAUUUGCUCCUUGCUCUGGGAAGCAAAGAAGAUUGUCACAGCUUAUCACAUUGCUUGAAUCCUGGUCCUUUGUCACAACCACGUGCCUGUGUGCGUUGGGGUGCUACGGUUGGAACCCAGGUUCUCAGCAUGUGCUUUUGUACCGCUGCUACUUCCUGACCUCAACAGAACUAUUUCUCGCUCUUGUAUACAGUACUGUUAUUAACAUGGGAAAUAUUUGUACCUAUGAGACUUGUAUUUUUCAAUUUUUUCCCAUCUGGUUAAGGUUUAUGAGAUUUUAAAUCAUUUAAUAAUUGGUAUAAAUCUUGAGUAAUCAAAAAAUUCCCAAAUUUUCAUUUAAACAAAUUUUGGCAUUUGGCUGUAUAGCACCUUUGUAAUGUGCUUGCCUUCAGCAUGUUCCUGAGGGCAGUCCAGGUUUCAGUGUGUGUUGUAAAAAAUAAAAAUACAUUGUGCUGUUUUCAUUUUAAAAGUGAUAGUGAAAUAUGCUAAUUAGCAUUUAGUUUUAUUUAAGUGCUGCUAACUUGGAUCCCUCUUACUUGAAUUUUUAUAUGUUUUGAUAACUAAUAAUGUUAGGUUAUAUAUAUAUAUAUAUAUAUAUAAUUUUUGAAGUGAAGCUGUCUAACAUGUACAUUAAAACUACUGACCAAAUAAUGUCUUGAUUGUUUUAAAAUGUGAUGUGUAUAUUUGAACUCAUCAAUGCAUCUUGUUUGGAAUCAAGUGAUCAUGGAAACCUGUAAUAGUUUGUAAAGUUGUUCUUCACCUUUUCCUAAAAUUAGAGAGAUGAACGAGUGUUUAUCGCAAUAAGAUGAGUACUUUUAAAGCUCCUUGGCUCUAUUGAAAUCAGAGCAAGUGUACUUGUGAACUUUAAACUUAAAAAAGACAACAUCUGACUCCCCAGAGAAAACUACUGCUAACAGUUAUUUGAUUCUGCCAGAAAACUUUAAAACUUAAUAUUCAAAGAGAUUUAUGUUUGGAUGUAUGAUGUGAAAUACACAUUUCUGAGCUUCUUCCUGUCCCCUCUUAAUAAUAUGUACUUUGCAUGUAAGCAGCUACUCCAUUUUUUUAAGUGACUGCAUUGCAUCCCACUGUAUGAUGUAUGUGACCACAGAUAAAAACUUGGAUUGUUUUUA